GAGGCGAAUAUUUUGGCCAUAUAUGUUAUCUGCUAAAGGCACACACAUGCACACCAGCCAUUCACCCCCGGCACAACAAGAGGCCGCACAAAACCCUCCUCUCUGAUUCUCCAAAGCGGCGGCGCGGCGGGCAUGGACGGUGCCGGCAUGGCGACACCGCCGGAGGCCAACACGUCGCCCGCGCCCAACGGCGGCGGCUGCGGCGGGAUCAGGGUCGAGAAUUGCUACGUCUUCAAGAGCAGGCUGCAGGAGUACGCGCAGAAAGCCGGCCUCAUGACGCCGGAGUACCAAACCCUCAAGGAGGGGCCUUCCCAUGAGCCAAUCUUCAAGUCCAGCGUGGUGAUUAACAACGUCAAGUACGACUCGCUGCCCGGGUUCUUCAGCCGCAAGGCUGCAGAGCAGUCGGCCGCCGAAGUUGCGCUCAUGGAAAUCGGCAAGUCUGUGGCGUUACCAACCAAUGCAACCAUCCCGGCAGUCCAAGAAACUGGUCUGUGCAAGAAUCUUCUUCAGGAGUAUGCUCAGAAGAUGAAUUAUGCUAUUCCAUCUUAUAUUUGCAACAAACAAGGUCCAUACAUAUGCACCGUAGAGAUUGGUGGAAUACAAUACAUUGGUGCUACAGCACGGACAAAGAAAGAGGCAGAGAUAAAAGCUGCCCGAACUGCUCUUCUUGCAAUCCAAGUUGCAGGCCAAUCAGAGGGUUGUGCAAAUGGUACCACAAAAUAUAUUGUUGUGCCUGGCAAAAGGCAAGCUAAGGAGAUCGAGAAAAAGCCUGUUGAAACUCCAAAAUCACUUAAGACCAAGAAAGGUGGUUUUAAGAAGCAACGGAACAAGAAUAAAUUCAUCAAGAAGAAUGGCCAAGUUAACGAGGAAAAGGAUGAGACUGGAGUGCCUGGAGAUGCUCAUCAUUCAGAUGUCCCUAUGAAGCCAGCUGUAACAACAGAAGAUCCAUUGACCAACACUGAAAUGAUACAACCUGAUGAAGCUUGGCCAAUCGAACAUGAACCGACCGGUGACACUGCAAUGCUGCAACCUGAUGAAGACGCUUGGCCAUCCAAACAUGAACCGACCGGUGACACUGCAAUGCUGCAACCUGAUGGCGAAGCUACAAAAGUGGAACAGGAGCAACUCAGUGACACAGCAAUGCUGCAACCUGAUGAUGAAGGUGGAAGAGUAGAACAUGAGCAACUCAGCAACGCUCCAAUGGUGCUACAUAAUGAGGAAGCUAGAAAUGUAAAGCAGGAAGCACUCAUUGGCACUGCAAUGCCCCAACCUCACGUGGAAGACAGAAGAGUGGGAGCAGAGCCACCUAGAGAUGCUGCAAUGGUGCAAUCUAAUGAUGAAGCUAGAUGCGUAAAGCAGGAGCUACUAAUUGACGCUGCAAUGCCUCUCCCCAAUGAGGAGGCCGGAGCAGCUGCAAAUCCUGUGCCAUUGAGUGACUCCAUAACAACACAACCUAAUGCAGAGACUACAAAUAUAAAUGAGUCACUGAGGAAUGCAGCAUCAGUGCAACAUAAUGAAGAAGCUAGGACCGUAAACCAGGAGCCACCCAGCAGUGCUUCACUGCUGCAACUCAAGGAACCCAGAGUCGAGAACGGUGAAUUUGUUUCUGAAAACAAGGGCCAAACUCUGGGAGAUGCAUCUCGUGAGGCAAAUAGGUCCAACGAAGAUGUGCCAGAAAAGUGCUCAGAUAAUUCAUCUGCUGUUACAAGUGUGGAAUGAUAUGUGCUGUUUGAAUCAAAAUGCAAUGGCCUUCCAGUUUUACAUCUUGAUUUGCAAACUAGUAAAACCUGAAUAGCUGGCUUUGCAUUUUAGAAAUAUAAUUGCAUAACAGAUGGGCGUACCGGCCGAGGUCGGUUGGUGCUCCAUGUUGGCCAUUAGUUAUUAGGAAAUUUGCAUGAUGAUGUAUCUCAAGUUGCUUAUCUGAUCAAUGAACUAUUAGUGAACUAUUAUUAAUUAAUAGUUGGUGUUUGUUAUUAUCA
Molecule: messenger RNA, 1979 nt
Organism: Triticum aestivum (bread wheat)
Lineage: Eukaryota; Viridiplantae; Streptophyta; Magnoliopsida; Poales; Poaceae
Product: double-stranded RNA-binding protein 8
Exons: 4
Coding region: 133-1719 (528 amino acids)
Biological process (GO): RNA processing; regulation of gene expression
Cellular component (GO): nucleus
Molecular function (GO): double-stranded RNA binding; ribonuclease III activity
Source: RefSeq, a predicted model, not a curated record